Molecule: messenger RNA, 537 nt
Organism: Priceomyces carsonii
Lineage: Eukaryota; Fungi; Ascomycota; Pichiomycetes; Serinales; Debaryomycetaceae
Product: acireductone dioxygenase (Ni2+-requiring)
Exons: 1
Coding region: 1-537 (178 amino acids)
Molecular function (GO): acireductone dioxygenase [iron(II)-requiring] activity
Source: RefSeq, a predicted model, not a curated record
AUGGUAGAGUUUUAUUAUCACGAUAAUAACGAUACGCCUGAUGACUUCACUGAAGCACAUAAUUCUGGAAAAGAUGUAUCAUUAGCUCAGUUGGAGGCGAUUGGGGUUAUAUAUAAAAAGAUUGAGUCAACUAAGGAGUUGGAUAAGUUAGCUGAAGAGAGGAAUUAUAAAAACAGAGAUGUCGUCAAUUUAAACUUGGAUUCUUUCGGCGGCGACUUGGAAGCGUACAACAAUAAAAUGAAGCAAUUCUACAAGGAACACCUCCAUGAGGAUGAAGAAAUUAGAUACAUAGUUGAUGGUGAAGGCUACUUUGACGUCAGGGAUAAAGAUGACAAAUGGAUAAGGGCGAAAUUAUCUCCUCAUGACUUGUUAAUCUUACCUGCGGGUAUAUAUCAUCGCUUUACCUUGUCAAGUGAUUUAAAAUAUGUAAAGGCUGUCAGGUUGUUCAAGGAUGAACCCAAAUGGGAAGCAAUAAACCGGGACUUAGGAAGACCAAAUACUGCUCGCGUUGAAUACUUGAAAACUAUAUCCGUAUAA